AUAAAUGGCGAACGAAACCCAUUAUCUGUCGCCAGAAGAUUUUUCAGCCAACAGCAGAUAUCAUCGCGAAAGAACGAAGCUUUUUGCUCGAAAGAGAGAGUGGAUGAUGCAGUGUCUCUGGAUACUCUCUCAAUCCUCCCUUACCCCUCCCCUCAUCAGCAGCAAAAACCCUAAAAAUGACGCAAAACUCCAAAGAAGCGGUCUUUUCUUUGUUAAUUGUUCCAAAGCCCUAGAUAAACCCCAAACCUCUCCAAUAUUUGUUGCAGAUGCGAAGCAGGCUGCCAUUGCUCGAGUCAAAUCAGCCUCCGAUUUGAGUUCCGCUCUCUCGAGUGCGGAUGGAAUAUUGCAAGUUCAAGAUUUGAACUUUAUUUUGCGGUAUUUUGGGGAAUCAAGAAGAUGGCACCAAGUUUCCCAGGUUUUUGAUUGGAUGCUGAAAAACGAGAACGUUAACUUUGCUUCAUAUAGCAGUUUUAUAAAGUAUAUGGGUAUAAGUCGCAAUCCGUUGAAAGCUUUGCAAGUCUACAAUAAUAUUCCAGAUAAGUCGAUGAAAAUUAACGUGUCAGUCUGUAAUUCUGUUCUUGGCUGUAUGGUAAGAAAUGGAAGAUUUGAGAGCAGCAUCAAGUUGUUUGAUCAGAUGAAGGAUGAUGGCUUAUCACCGGACUUGGUCACUUAUAGUUCUCUUUUAGGAGGUUGUACCAAGUUGAAGCAAGGUUACUGUAGAGCAAUGCAAUUGGUCAAUGAGCUUAAAGAUAAUGGUCUACGAAUGGAUGGUGUAAUAUAUGGCAAUCUUUUAGCUAUUUGUGCUUCAAAUAAUUUGUAUGAAGAAGCAGAGGUCCUUUUUCAGCAGAUGAAGAAUGAAGGUUAUACACCUAAUUUGUUCCAUUACAGUUCUUUGCUAAAUGCCUACUCAGAAGAUGGAAAUUAUGAGAAGGCCGAACUGCUGAUAAAAGAGAUGAAGUCUUUAGGAUUACAACCCAACAAGGUUAUCUUGACUACUUUACUGAAGGUGUAUGCCAAGGGUGGUUUAUUUGAAAAGUCAAGGGUACUUCUAGCUGAACUGGAGGCUUUGGGUUAUGCCAAAGACGAGAUGCCGUAUUGUCUAUUGAUGGACAAUCUUGCCAAGGCAGGGCAUAUACAUGAAGCAAAGACAAUUUUUGCUGAGAUGAAGGAGAAAAAUGUGAAAUCUGAUGGUUAUUCCUACAGUAUCAUGCUUUCUGCUUUAUGUCGAAGUGGGCUACUUCAAGAAGCAAGUCUACUCGCAAAGGACUUUGAAGCUAAUUAUGGGAUGUAUGAUUUGGUUACCUUAAAUACCUUGCUUAGGGUUUACUGCAAUACGGGUGAUAUGGAUAGUGCUAUGCAGACGUUGAGAAAAAUGGAUGAGUUAUCUAUAUCUCCAGAUUGGAACACAUUCCAUAUUCUUAUAAAAUAUUUCUGUAGAGAGAGGUUAUAUCACCUUGCAUAUCAAACUGUUGAGGAUAUGCAUAGUAAAGGCCAUCAACUAGAUGAGGAGUUAUGUACUUCUUUAAUUUUGCAAUUGGGACGAGCUGGCGCGCCAUCAGAAGCACUUUCUGUUUAUAAUAUGUUGAGAUACAGCAAAAGAAGACUCUGUAAAUCUCUUCAUCAGAAGGUAUUGGACAUUUUAGUUGCAGCAGGUCUGCUAAAAGAGGCUUAUGUUGUAAUGAAGGAUAACACAGAGUGUAUACCUUUGCGUUCUUUGGAGAAGUUUGCAAUUGCAUUUAUGAAGUCAGGCAAUAUCAAUUCGAUAAAUGAUGUACUGAAAGCAUUUCAUCGUUCUGGAUGCACAAUAGACACGGAGAUUUUCCGAGCAGCCAUUUCACGUUAUGUUGCGAAACCAGAGAAGAAGGAACUGCUCUUGCAGCUUCUGCAGUGGAUGUCUGGACAAGGAUAUAUUGUGGAUUCGUCGUCGAGAAAUUUGCUUCUAAGAAAAUCUCGUCUUUUUGGUGAGAAGCACCUCAUAGCAGAAAUUCUAUCCAAACAGCAUAUGAUGUCAAGAAAAUUGAGAAGUGGCACAGUCACGAAAGAGCCUUGACAUGAAGCUUCUGAAUUCCUGAUGACAGGUAUUUCAGUCUCUCUACCUUGUCUACGUAAGCAUGAAGAAGAGAACAGUGGUGUUUCUUGAUCAUUAUCUUGUGAAUGGUGUUCCUCUGAGUUAAAGAGCUCAUCCUCAGCUGUUGUAUUCUUAGAUGAGGGAAGGAAUUCCGUUGAGAUUCUAAAGCAAACUUAAAUCAACUUACAAGUAGUGUUUGUCUAUACUACAAGAAGUUUCAAUGUUUUGACCUUUGAGGUCUUCAUAUUUUUGUAAGCCAAUAUAGUUCAUGUAUAUAUAAAGAAUUUUUCUGAAGCAAGGUUGCCAGUUACGUAAACAGAAUCAUAUCCAUGAUGAGUAAUCUAGAACUGCAACAUUGUCAUU
This is a messenger RNA of Asparagus officinalis (garden asparagus), 2431 nucleotides long. RefSeq names its product pentatricopeptide repeat-containing protein At1g10910, chloroplastic. Gene Ontology annotation, molecular function: protein binding. The record is from RefSeq and is a predicted model, not a curated record. Lineage: Eukaryota; Viridiplantae; Streptophyta; Magnoliopsida; Asparagales; Asparagaceae. The transcript has 11 exons. Bases 5 to 2050 code for a protein of 681 amino acids.